Molecule: messenger RNA, 1947 nt
Organism: Cebus imitator (Panamanian white-faced capuchin)
Lineage: Eukaryota; Metazoa; Chordata; Mammalia; Primates; Cebidae
Gene: FSHB
Product: follicle stimulating hormone subunit beta
Exons: 3
Coding region: 188-577 (129 amino acids)
Biological process (GO): G protein-coupled receptor signaling pathway
Cellular component (GO): extracellular region; cytoplasm
Molecular function (GO): hormone activity
Source: RefSeq, a predicted model, not a curated record
CAAAGCUUGAUCUCCCUGUCUAUCUAAACAGUGAUUCACUUACAGCAAGCUUCAGGCUAGCAUUGACCAUAUUAAUACCCAGAAAAUCCACAAGGUGUUAGUUUCACAUAGUUUUGUAUAAAAGGUGAACUGAGAUUUCACUCAGACUACAGCUCUUCCCAGGCAAGGCAGUCGACCACAGAUCAGGAUGAAGACAGUCCAGCUUUGCUUCCUUUUCUGCUGCUGGAAAGCAAUGUGCUGCAAUAGCUGUGAGCUGACCAACAUCACCAUUGCAAUAGAGAACGAAGAAUGUCGUUUCUGCAUAAGCAUCAACACCACUUGGUGUGCUGGCUACUGUUACACCAGGGAUUUGGUGUUUAAGGACCCAGCCAUGCCCAACAUCCAGACAACAUGUACCUUCAAGGAACUGGUGUACGAGACAGUGAGAGUGCCCGGCUGUGCUCACCAUGCAGACUCCUUGUAUACGUACCCAGUGGCCACCCAGUGUCACUGUGGCAAGUGUGACAGUGACAUUACUGACUGCACAAUGCAAGGCCUGGGACCCGACUACUGCUCCUUCAGUGAAAUGAAAGAAUAAAGGACAGAUGAUAUUUUCGGCCACCUACCCUUGUCCUGCAGGACCCAUAUAUUCAAAAAGUCUGUGUGUGUGCAAUGUGCCCAGGGUGCAAACCGGACCAGGGGAUUGUCAGACUCUAGGGAUCCCUGGUCUACAGGCAGAGGGAACUCCGGGAUCUGAGAGUGCUGGGGCCAGGACUCUAUCACCAUUCAGCUCUGUAUUCCUAGGUCUGGUUUCAUAAGGUUUAUUCAGCCGUAACUCACAGACUUGUGCAUGGUUUCUUCCUGAAAAAUCUUAGAAGUCUUCUGAGACAAUGCCUUUCUCUUAGAAAGGGGUAAACAUAAGCCUAGAAGGAGGAAGCCAUCAUGGGAGUAGGUGAAAGAACUAACUGUAGCAGUCUUCUGGUAGACUCUUGGGCCCUCUAGAGCAAGUCAGCAUCUUCUUGAGCAUUGUAGCCUCAAUGCCUAGCACUCUGCCUGGAACUUAGUGAGAAACACCAUAAUGGCUUCUUUAGAUCAGAAAGGUCAAACGUAGGAAAAUGCUGGAAGAAGAUGUUUGAGGUAAGCUGAUGAGGCUGCCCCCAGCCACACCAGUCCCGUGAAAGUAGUGGCAUGAGUUCUACCCAGGCUUCCCUCCGACACAUGGAGUAUUGAGCAUGAUGUAUGUCUCUGAAUUGUUCAGUACAGAUGGGGAGUAACACAGCUUAGGAUUUCCCAGCUGUCACUACCAAGCCUAUUAGUUAAGGCAAGAAAUUUUAAUCUGGGGCUGCGGAAAUCAGCCUGCCUCUAUUCAUUACUUAAACAAAUUGAUCAUAUGUUACUAGGCUCCUGCAAAACUCCUUUUUGAGAUAAAGGGAAAAAAAACAAAAAAAUAACAAUCUCAUUCUUCCCUCCCUAGGAUCCAAUUCUUUGGAAUGACAAAGGAUUUGAAAGUAGGUUUGAAUAAAUGUAUUUAACUUGUCUACAAAUAUAUUUGUAUAAAGAAAUAGCUCCUUUAGAAAGAAUUAGCCAUGGGGAUAGGGGAAACUGCUGUUUUCUAGGAUCCUAUCUAUAUCAGUCUUCUCUUUCAUCUAUCCAUGUUCUCCCAAAUCUGUGAUUUCUUUCAAAAGGUUAUGUAUUAACUAUUUCAUGAGUUGAUUUCUUUUAAAGAUGUUAACCAUCUUAGUUAUGUACUUAGUUUCACACUCAUAUUAACUAAUUUAUUUAAAUCUUAUUUUUUAAAUAAAGAUGCUGGCCACCAGAGUCAUAGAUUUGGAUUAUGUACAAACAGAUGACUUAGACAUUGUGUAUUUUAUAACAUUAGCAGAAUGAAAUCUUAAAAUAUAAUUCCCAGUGCUUCUACAAAAAUUACCUUUCUUCAUCUUUGGAGAUACUAAAAAUAAUCUUGUUGGA